Messenger RNA from Orcinus orca (killer whale), 655 nucleotides. Its product is annotated as extracellular matrix protein 2-like. Lineage: Eukaryota; Metazoa; Chordata; Mammalia; Artiodactyla; Delphinidae. Gene Ontology annotation, cellular component: extracellular matrix. Gene Ontology annotation, molecular function: protein binding; heparin binding; collagen V binding. The annotation marks the transcript as partial. Gene Ontology annotation, biological process: positive regulation of cell-substrate adhesion; extracellular matrix organization. The record is from RefSeq and is a predicted model, not a curated record. The transcript has a single exon.
UCAGACUCCUUUUCCCAGCCUCAGCGGACAGAGGAGAGCACAGCUGCCAUCUGGGGGCAAACCCUCACUCUCCCCUUGGGCUGUGCCACUAGCUACCCCCACCCCGACCCCUGGGCCCGCGGGAAGCUGGAGGCCUUGGACUUGUCAUACAACCGGCUGGUGCACGUGCCCUCCUUCUUGCCCCAGGGCCUCCGCCGCCUGACACUGCACCACAACCGCAUCGAGCGCAUCCCCGGCUACGUGUUCACGCACAUGAAGCCGGGCCUGGAGGUCCUGCAUCUUUCCCACAAUAGCCUGCGUGAGGACGGCAUCCGCGGCGUGUCCUUCCUGGGCCUGCAAGCCUCCCUGGCCGAGCUGCUCCUGGACCACAACCAGCUGCAGGCCGUCCCACAGGGCCUCCUGGGCCUCAGGGCCCUGCAGGUGCUGAGCCUGAGCCACAAGAUCAGGUAGGGCCGUGGCCUGUGGCCAUCCUGCUGUCCCCCCACCCCACCCGCGUCCCUACCGCCAGCCCAGGAGGAAGCUCGGCUGAAGCCCGGAGGCCCAGCCUGGGAGGUUGGCCAGGUGCUCUGGCCUGUGGGCUCGUCACCCAAGGGCCUCAGAGGCUGAGGGCGGGACUGUGGGGGGCAUCCUUCACCACCCCCACCUCCCCAUCUUG